AUGCCUGCGUCGGGCAGAAGGAAGACGCCCCAGAGGCUGCAAUCGAGGGAGGCAUUUGCAUGUCCAGAAGCGGCUGCGCGUGUCGAGUCUCUUUUGGCCGCUGGCCUCAAGCCAUGGAGAACGUCGACGAACUUGCAAAUUGCACCUCUGGCUUGGAGCCUUGGACCGGUGGCUCGUUUGCCCUAUGUUGAAAGAUCUGCAUGGACGAUCUUGGACCGUUUCCAGAUAAAAGAACGUCGACAUUUGAUUCAGUUUGUUCGCACAAGCGCAGCUGAAUGUCGAAGACGACCUGUUAGACUAAGUCUUGCUGAAAUUCAGCCGGAGAUUCGAUGUAGCCAGCGUCCAAGACUCUAA
Molecule: messenger RNA, 354 nt
Organism: Durusdinium trenchii
Lineage: Eukaryota; Dinophyceae; Suessiales; Symbiodiniaceae
Source: the annotation of a GenBank genome assembly